GGUUUAGAAAGAAGGAGAGAGAGAGAGAGAGAGAGAGAGAGAGGGAAGAAAGUUUUUUUAGGCUGUCCUGAGACCAGAGGAGACAGAGAAGCCGAGAAGUUUGAAGGAAAUACAAAGUAACACAAGCGGAUUUUUUUUGUUUGUUUUUGGGGGCGGAAAGUUGAGGAUUUUGUGCAAACAUGUCAACAUCUGAUGAAGCAGACGGGCUGCGGCCGCGAUAUGGCUCCGUGCUGGAUGGCAUGGAGCGUCUCACGGCCGAGGAGAUGGAUGAACGACGGCAGCAGAACAUGGCCUACGAGUACCUGUGCCACCUGGAAGAGGCUAAACGCUGGAUAGAGGCCUGUUUGGACGAGGAGCUUCCCCCCACCACCGAACUGGAGGAAGGCCUGCGAAAUGGCGUCUACCUGGCAAAGCUUGGUAACUUCUUCGCCCCACAUGUCGUCUCCUUGAAGAGGAUAUAUGACCGUGAGCAGACACGCUACAAGGCAACUGGGCUCCACUUUAGACACACAGACAAUGUGAUACAGUGGCUGAAUGCUAUGGCUGAUAAAGGCCUUCCCAAGAUCUUCUAUCCUGAGACCACAGAUAUCUACGACAGAAAGAACAUGCCACGCUGCAUCUACUGCAUCCAUGCACUCAGCUUGUACCUGUUUAAGCUUGGCCUGGCCCCGCAGAUCUCGGACCUGUAUGGCAAAGUGACCUUCACAGAGGAGGAGAUUAACAACAUGAAGAUCGAGCUGGAGAAGUACAACAUCCAGAUGCCGGCUUUCAGCAAAAUCGGCGGGAUCCUGGCCAACGAGUUAUCUGUUGAUGAGGCGGCUUUGCACGCUGCAGUGAUCGCGAUCAACGACGCCAUAGACCACGGAGACCCUGUGGGCACGUUGGCAGCCAUGAGUAACCCCAACGCCAUGCUGCUUAACCUGCACGAGAGCGGGGCACAGGACUACCAAGACACGCUGUUCCAGGCCAAAGCCGAGAAAGUGACCAACUCCAGGAAAAGGAUCGGGGAGAACGUGGACGCAGAAAGGGACGUCUACGAGGAGUUGCUGACCCAUGCUGAAAUUCAGGGCAACGUCAAUAAAGUGAAUGUGUCCAAUUCGCUGACUUCGGUGGACCAGGCAUUGUUCAGCAACGACGAGGACAAGGUCUUCCAGGCUCUUUCAUCCCCAGCACUCAGUUUGCAGUCUCUCAAGUCAAAGAACAAAGGCUGGUACCUCAAACAGCUCAUGGCUGACCGAGAUGCGAAGGAGCAGAACACCCCAGGAGAACCGUUAACCAAAGAAGAGCUGCAGUGCGGCGUGGACUCGGCCAAUGGCAUUGCGGAAAGCUAUCAGAGAAUGCUUCAGGCUGUCGAGAGGAUCAACGGUGCCAUCAGGAAAGGUGUUGCCGAGGACACGGUGAACGAGCUGAUGAAUCCAGACGCUCAGCUCCCGACCGUCUACCCCAGAGCUGCUGAGCUCUACCAGAGAGAACUCUUCAGCCUACAGCAGCAAAGCCCAGAGGGUUCGCUCACACAUCCGGAACUGCUGGUUGCAGUGGAGAUGCUGUCAUCAGUGGUGCUGAUAAACGAGGCGCUGGAUGUGGGAGAUCGAGGGGCUCUGUGGAAACAGCUGAGCAGCGCUGUUACAGGCCUCAGCAACGUUGAGGGAGAUUACUCACAGAGGUACAUGGACGAGUUGAUGCGCCUGAAGGCUGCGGCGCGAGAACAAGGCAGCGAGUAUCUGACGUGGAACGACAUCCAGGCGUGUGUGGAUCAGGUCAACAGCACUAUUCAAGAAGAGCAUGAGAGAAUCGCUGCUAUCGGCCUGAUCAACGAGGCUCUCCACGAGGGAGACCCAAGGAAGACUCUGGAAGCCCUGCAGCACCCUGCGGCCAAGCUGACCGAUGUGGAUCCGUCAAUAGCUCAGCAUUAUUUCGACAAACUCCUGGAGGCACGGAGAGAGAAAGCUCACGAGACUCAGGAUCCAUCAGCAGUGCUCUGGCUGGACGAAAUCCAGGAGGCCAUCUUCCAAGCUAACCGAGACACCGAAGAGGCUCUGCAGUUCUCUCAAGCGAUCCAAGCCAUUAAUGAGGCUGUAGAUGUCGGGGAUGCGAGCCAGACGCUGACGGCUCUGCGCACACCUGGAGCCAGUCUGUACGGCGUGACGCCGGAGUGCGCCCAGACCUAUCAGGAUGACCUGGCUAAGAUCAAGAACGAGAAAAAGAACGAGGGUGAUAACGGUAGUGAAUGGAUGAAGCACUGGGUGAAAGGAGGCUACAACUACUACUACAACAUGAAGACAAGAGAGGGCACAUGGGGCGAGCCUGCGGGAUUCAAACAAAACAAUACGCAUCUGAACAAGGACGAGAUCCAGUCGGUCGUAUCGGGAGUGACGGCAGCCUACAACCGGGAGCAGUUGUGGCUGGCUAAUGAGAGUCUGAUCGCCAAGCUGCAAGCGCGAUGCAGAGGUUUCCUGGUGAGGCGGAACCUGAAAGAGCGCAUCGGCUUUCUGGAGUCGCAGGAUCCGGCCAUCAGACGCAUCCAGGCCCACUGGAAGGGUUACAAAGAGCGAAAGGCCUUCAAUGAGCGAAAGGAGUACUUAAAGGAUCACACUGAAGAUGCUGUGAAGAUCCAGUCGAUGGUGAGGAUGCACCAAGCUCGCAAGAAGUAUAGAGAUCGCCUACAGUAUUUCAAAGACCAUAUAAAUGAGGUGGUGAAAAUCCAGGCGUUUAUCCGGGCCAACAAAGCAAGAGAUGACUACAAGACACUCAUCAACGCAGACGAUCCCCCGAUGGCGGUUGUGCGUAAAUUCGUGCACCUGCUGGACCACAGUGAUCAGGACUUUCAAGAAGAGCUGGAGCUGAUGCGCCUAAAGGAGGAAGUGAUCACCAACAUCCGCUCCAACCAGCAGCUGGAGAAUGAUCUCAACCUGAUGGACAUCAAGAUCGGCCUUCUGGUGAAGAACAAGAUCACGCUGCAGGAGGUGGUCUCGCACAGCAAGAAGCUGACCAAGAAGAACAAGGGCGAGCUGUCCAACCUCAUGAUGAUGAACAAGCAGAAGGGAGGCCUGAAGGCUCUCAGCAAAGAAAAGCGAGACAAGCUGGAAGCCUAUCAGUACCUUUUCUACCUUUUGCAGACUAAUCCUACCUACCUGGCCAAGCUGAUCUUCCAAAUGCCACAGAACAAGUCCACAAAAUUCAUGGACUCUGUGAUUUUCACACUGUACAACUACGCAUCUAACCAGCGUGAAGAGUACCUGCUGCUGAAGCUCUUCAAAACAGCACUGCAAGAGGAAAUCAAAUCCAAAGUGGACCAGAUCCAGGAGAUUGUAACCGGAAACCCCACUGUCAUCAAAAUGGUGGUGAGCUUCAACAGAGGAGCUCGAGGUCAGAAUGCUCUGAGGCAGAUCCUGUCUCCGGUCGUGAAGGAAAUCAUGGACGACAAGACGCUCAACAUCAAAACCGACCCAGUGGAUAUUUACAAGUCCUGGGUGAACCAGAUGGAGUCCCAGACUGGAGAGGCCAGCAAGCUGCCUUAUGAUGUCACUCCAGAGCAAGCCAUGAGCCACGAAGAGGUUCGAAAACGCCUGGAAGCUUCCAUUAAGAACAUGAGGACAGUGACGGACAAAUUCCUGUCAGCCAUCGUAGUCUCCGUUGACAAAAUCCCCUACGGGAUGCGUUUCAUUGCCAAAGUGCUGAAGGAUACGCUGACCGAAAAGUUCCCCGAUGCCACAGAGGACGAAAUUUUGAAGAUUGUUGGAAACCUGUUGUAUUAUCGCUACAUGAAUCCUGCCAUCGUGGCUCCGGACGCCUUUGACAUCAUCGACAUGUCAGCCGGAGGUCAGCUGACCACCGAUCAGCGGCGGAACCUGGGCUCCAUCGCCAAGAUGCUGCAACACGCCGCGUCGAACAAGAUGUUCCUCGGCGACAACGCCCAUUUGAACCCCAUCAACGAGUACCUAACCAACUCCUACCAGAAAUUCAGACGUUUCUUCUUGGCCGCUUGUGACGUCCCGUCGCUGGAGGAUCGAUUUAACGUGGAUCAGUACUCUGACCUGGUCACCGUGAGCAAACCUGUUAUUUACAUCUCCAUCGGCGAGAUCAUCAACACUCACACGCUUUUACUAGAUCAUCAGGACGCCAUCGCUCCGGAGCACAACGAUCCCAUUCACGAGCUGCUGGAAGAUUUGGGAGAGGUGCCGACAAUCGAGUCUCUGAUAGGGGAGAAUCCACUGCCGCCUGAUGACCCCAACAAGGAAAUGAUGGGCAAGACAGAAGUCUCACUCACGCUUACCAACAAAUUUGACGUUCCUGGUGAAGCCAACGCCGAAACUGACGCCAAGACUCUCCUUCUGAACACCAAGAGGCUGAUUGUGGAUGUGAUCCGAUUCCAACCUGGAGAAACCCUGUCUGAGAUCCUGGACACUGCAGCAACUCAGGAGCAGGAGGUGGAGUACCAGCGGGCCAUGCAGCGGCGAGCCAUCCGAGACGCUAAGACCCCCGAGAAGAUGAAGCAGGCCAAACCGGUGGUGGACGACAGUCUCACACUUCAAGGCAAGAAGGACAAGAUUAAGAGCAACCUGCAGAGACUGGCAGAGCUGGGAAAAGUACAGCCAGAGAACCGAUACCAGGAUCUCAUCAAUGACAUAGCGAAGGACAUCAGAAAUCAGAGGAGGUAUCGGCAGAGAAGGAAGGCCGAGUUGGUGAAACUUCAGCAGACCAACUCUGCCCUGAACUCCAAGACCAGUUUCUACAAUGUACAAAUAGAUUACUACAACCAGUACAUCAAAACCUGCAUGGACAAUCUGGCCAAGGGCAAAGUGUCGAAGAAGCCUGGAGAAAACAAGGCUAAGAAGAGCAAGCAGGCGUCGCAGAAGUACACAGCAGCACGUCUGCAUGAGAAGGGAGUGCUGAUCGAGAUCGAGGAUCUGCAAACCAACCAGUUUAAGAAUGUGAUUUUCGAGAUUUCUCCGUCAGAGGCUGUGGGAGUGUUCGAUGUUAAAGCCAAGUUCAUGGGAGUCCAUUUGGAGACGCUAAUGUUAGAAUACCAGGAUCUUCUGCAGUUACAGUACGAGGGUGUGGCCGUCAUGAAGCUGUUCGAUCGCGCCACUGUCAACGUCAACCUGCUCAUUUUCCUGCUUAAUAAGAAAUUCUACGGCAAAUAGAAGAGACUCUGAAGAGGACCUUAUAAACUGUUACGUGCAAAUCCGUGCUCAGAGUCCACAUCAUCUGCCCCCAAAUCCACCCCCCUUCUGUACGCUCCUGUUAUCCCCCUGCACUACUCCGAAUACUCCUCUGUUUGUCAAGAAACGUGUCGCUACGUGUCAUUCUUCAGUACCUACAAACGGUUUGAAAGGGAUAAAUGUACAUCCAUUAGUCCGAUUUGCGCAGCAGGAAAAUUCCUGCGACGGGUUUUGAAUUUGUAAAAAGAAUGAUUUUUGGGUUACCUUUAAAUUUUAUGCCUUGAGAGGACAAAGCAUGUUUCUCACUAUGUUUGUCAUAGAGGGAAAAAUGCAGCCAAAAUGAUAUUUAUCACAGUGAAUCCACAUCAACUGGCUUUUUCUCCACGUUCGGAAAUUGCAAUGUCACUGUUUUUGUCAAGAGUUGUAAUUUAUUGGAAAAGAUAUCUAUCGAUGUACCUAUUUCUCCCCUCUCAUCUAUCAGAUGCUGUAUGGAUUUAUGGAUUUCUUCGGCUUAUUUCUUUUUUCCUUUGCAUUUAUUUUAUACUGUCUUUACUCGAAUAGACUGUUGGGUGUAAAGUGCUCAGAUAUCACACAGCGAUCUUAAUUAUGACAGCCAAAGGCAGAACAUGGAGUCUGGGUUUUUCACUUCCUUUAAAUAUAUCGGAAGGACUAUAGACGUAAAUGCUACAGUACACGAUCAUAUAAAUCGGCUCACUUUUUCUUUCUUACCUUCAUUUCCCUCUGCACCGCCCAAACACCUGAAAAAAUUCAAAGAAUUUCGGUGGUGUGUGAACACUCCAUCCUUCUGCAUGGCGUCAUGGUAGGCUGGUGUUUUGAGAUUUCGUUAUUGUUUUGUUUACUUUUUUUUUUUUCUCCCCCUUUAAGACUUACUGUACAAUCAGAAGCACUUGAAUCGCUGAUAUUACAGAAAUGUGUAAGAUGUGAGAAGCGUGAUUAUUAUUUUUUUUGUGCCUUUAAACAAAAAAAAAAAAGAAGAAAAAGAAGAAGCGGGUACUGAAUAGCCCUCAGCACCAAAAAUAAAAAAAAUUUAUAGGACAAUCACUGAAAAGCUGGAUGGAAAAUAAAUAAAUAAAUAAAUAAUUA
Molecule: messenger RNA, 6266 nt
Organism: Silurus meridionalis
Lineage: Eukaryota; Metazoa; Chordata; Actinopteri; Siluriformes; Siluridae
Gene: iqgap1
Product: IQ motif containing GTPase activating protein 1
Exons: 37
Coding region: 180-5144 (1654 amino acids)
Biological process (GO): regulation of actin cytoskeleton organization; regulation of GTPase activity
Cellular component (GO): nucleus; cytoplasm
Molecular function (GO): GTPase activator activity; actin filament binding; calmodulin binding
Source: RefSeq, a predicted model, not a curated record